UGUCAACCGACGCUUCUUUCCGAGUGCGACGCGUCCGCGACGCGUAACGUCGUGUCCUACAGCAGCUAUUAUUGAGUGAAGAUGGCGGAGUCUGCUGCUCCACGACAGCGGUUCUUCUGUCACUGCUGUCGAGCAGAAAUCGACCCCAAGCUGCCUGAAUAUGUUUGUCCCAGAUGUGAAUCUGGCUUCAUUGAAGAGGUGUCAGAGAACUCAAAUCUUCUUCAGAGUCGAGAUGGUGCUGGUGCUGCUGCUGCAGGGGCUGAUGACAUGGCUUCACAGUUCGCAGAGCUGUGGCAGCUGCUCUACAUGGAGCACUCAGCGCAGCUCUCCGACCCCACCGUCACAGAUGCGCUCCGCAGCCGCUCAGGGGUCGAGGCAGCAGGUGGUGAUCCUGCUCCUGGGACAGAGGGACCUGUAGCGUCCGUGGAGACGUUGUCAGACUGUGCAGAGCCUGCGCUCCUCCCUCAACAACACAGCCAGCAGCGUAACUCUAGACUGGAUCAGGGACAGGCUGUGGAGGGGAUUGUCCAGCAGUUCCUGGCUGGUCUGUUUUCCAAUUCUGACAGUGCAGGUUCCCAAACCUCCUCAUGGUCUAGCAUGCUGCACUCAAACCCUGGAGAUUAUGCUUGGGGACAAGGAGGUUUAGAUGUGGUCAUCUCGCAGCUGCUUGGUCAGUCUGAAAACACCGGCCCCCCUCCUGCUGAGAAGAAGAUGAUCUCAUCUCUCCCCACCGUUAGAAUCUCCUCAGAACAGGCUGCAUGCCGGCUGGAAUGCCCUGUGUGCAGAGAAGAGUACUCUGAAGGGGAAUCUGUCCGACAGCUGCCCUGUCUGCACUACUUUCACAGCAACUGUAUUGUACCCUGGCUACAACUGCACGACACCUGCCCUGUCUGCCGGAAGAGUCUGGAUGGUAAAGACCGGGGUUUCCAGCCACAGACAGGACCUCCAGGGGCAAUUCCCUCACCGACGAAUGUAGAAGAACGUAGCACAUUUGAGGCACUUUAGUCUCAUUUUCCUUCCUUUAUCAUUCUGAUCAAUCCAGGACAGAGAGAAGCACCACAGCCCUGUGCAUCAGUGCUUCACAGAGCCCCUAAAAAGAGAGCCUUCUAUUUCAAAAGACAUUUUAAUUGAGGCUCUUUUAGUCAGUAUCCAUCUGAUUAACAUUUAGAUCUGUUAAUUGUGUUUUUACAAAGUACAGUUGUGCAGUGAUGUUUACAGUCCAACCUGAACUUACAUAUUUCAACUAACACAGCACACACGUGAUGCGUUUAAUCAAUUUUUAAAAUUCCAGUUUGGAACAAACACCGUCUCUUAGGUGGGCCGCAGGACUGGAGCUCACGAGUACUGAGAUAGAUGAUACAGAUGUCUCAGGGGAUGCAGUUCAAGUUGCAUAUGCAUAUUUAAUGGCACAGCACAUGUUUAUCCUAUAGCUUCUUCAGAGCUCUUUUUUCAAUACCUCACAAUGAAGUGCACAGUUCACUUUCCCUGAUCUGCUCCGCACAUGCCUUCACUCUUAUGAAGGUAUCAUAGAAAUGCAAAGAUUUAGAUACCUCCUCAAGUUUUGCACUGUGAAAAUGUUUGUCUGUUGUACUGUACAUGUUUUGGGUUGAUAGUUUGCACUGGUGUUUUCUGUGUGACAUUGCUACUGUAUGUGUUGCUAUAUUGUGGGUUCUUGUGGAUAGAUAGAAGAGAAUCGUAUUUAUUGUAUUCACAAGUUAUGAAGCUGUUAGAUCUCUUCUUGAUUGUCCUCUUGGUGCUUUUUUUCUUGGCGUUAAUCCUCAGGGUUCCUUGACUGCUACAUAUUUAAAUAUUGAGACACAGUACCAUUCAUAAUUUCACUUUACAAUAUGGCCAUUUUGAGUGUCAUUUGGAAUUUUAUACCACACUAUCACACAGAUAAAGGUUUACAAGAAAGAAAAAAAAAACCCAGUGUUACAUUGAAUAACUAGAAGAAGGCACAUAACUUUACCCAUAGGCCAACAUGUUACAAAUUGCACUCUCAAACAAAUAAAUAAAUAUUAGUCAUUAAGACAGUUUUUCUGAGUUUUAGGCAUCAGAGCGUGUGAACUAUAUGGGGUUUCGAUGAUGAUAAAAAAAUGAGACAAAACUGUGUAAUUUAGGUAAACAUUUAUUUUACAUAAUAUUUCAUUUCAAAAUGACCAAAUACUUUAUUUAAGCUUUGUGUGGGAUUAAACAGGUUAUAUUAUGAUUUAUUACUUUUUAUUCAGCAAGGAUGUAUUCAACUGAUCUAAAGUGAAAGUAAAGAAAUUUAUAGUGUUACAAAAGAUU
This is a messenger RNA of Cyprinus carpio (common carp), 2289 nucleotides long. Its product is annotated as E3 ubiquitin-protein ligase RNF115-like. Gene Ontology annotation, cellular component: cytoplasm; nucleoplasm. Gene Ontology annotation, molecular function: ubiquitin protein ligase activity. Gene Ontology annotation, biological process: ubiquitin-dependent protein catabolic process; positive regulation of DNA-templated transcription; protein ubiquitination. The record is from RefSeq and is a predicted model, not a curated record. NCBI's taxonomy places the organism in Eukaryota, Metazoa, Chordata, Actinopteri, Cypriniformes, Cyprinidae.